GUGAGCAUCUCAGCUCAGCUCGGGUGAGCCUUUCUCGCUCGAGCAGCGGCAGAUUGGCUUCCGGCCUGGCCUAGGCGGUCGGUCAACGGGCGCUACCUGGGCGAUGCUUGUUUGCGAGUGUGGGCGACGUGACCGGGAUCAGCGAGCACAGCGCCAGGCGCCCGAGGCCGACGCUGCCGCCAACCGUGUCCUCGCCCCAUCUCGCGCUGGCCACCGAGUCCCGUCCCGCUCUUGCUGCUGACACACUCCUUUCCUCUCCUUAGGCAGCAUCCUCGGCGACCUCUUCGUCCUGCGCAGCUGCCUUCCAACCACCAGCCCGUGCUCGCGUUCUGCGCUUCUCCGUGUUCCGACUCAGAUCGCACGCUUCUGUCGUGUCUCUCCGCCGAACGACGACGCUGCUCCUACCCCGCCCCUUCUCGAAACUUUACAAGGCCGCAGGUCUUAUAUACCCUGUCUCGCGCCAUCAUGAGCGACUCCCCGCUGGAAAGGCUCGUCAACCUUUGUAGAUCUAAUGACGUUGAUGUUAGAGUCGAUGCUGUCACAAAGCUGCAGGCAGAGUUUGAGGCGGGUGUCGAGGUGCGUCGUAAUACGCUCGUUACAUGCGCUCGAGAGCCUAACCCCGGCGCGUCCCAGAUACCCAACCCCGACGACCUUCUGACGGUCCUCAAAGCAUGCCUCCGCACACCUAACCAACACCUCACCACCGCAACCAUCUCUGCCAUCCCGCCGCUGCUUCCUCUCCUCAUCAGCCGGCCAGGACUUGCCGCGUCUCAGUCAACGUCGCCACAUGCCAGCACGUCCUCUGUCGGCUCGACCCUCAUCGACGUGCCGAUGCUCCGCCAAGUCCUGAACGCGCUCCUCCCCGCCGGCGGCGCCCUCGACCGUCUGGGCGACAGCCGGGACCGCGCACGCGAGCGGGCGCGCGAGUCCCUUGUGCUGCUCGGCGGGUACGCCUUCCGCUGCGCGGGCCCGGGCUCGUCCGUGCGCACCGCGCGCGACGGCAAGGGGGGGCCGGAGACCCCGCUGGCGAUCUUCGAGCGGCACUUCAAGGAGCUCGGCCUGACGAGCAAGGUCUGGCGCGUGCGCGAGCAGGCGAUCCUCGCGCUCGCGCAGCUCCGGCGCGCGCACCACCACUUCCCGCUGCGCCCGUACCUGCCGGCCCUCGUCGACCUGCUCGAGGACGCGGACAGCAACGUGCGCCAGCAGGCCCAGGCCUCCGUCGUCGAGCUCUUCACCGGCCCCGGCGUCACCGACGCCGCGCGCGCCGACCUCAAGAAGGAGAUGGCCAAGAAGGGCGUGCGCAAGGGCACCGUCGAGAACGUCACCGCACGGCUCCUCGCGGCCGGCGGUGGCGGUGGCGGCGGCGGCGCGCGCACUCCGCCGCUCGCGAGCGAGGCGGGCUCCGAGAACGGCGAUGCCCCCGGCGCGCAUGUCCCGCCGAGCACGAACAAGACGCCCGGCCCGGGACGCAGCAUGUCGCGCUCGGUCAGCACCCAGAGCAUGGACAAGUUUGCGAGGCCUGCGAGCCGCUCUGCGCUGGUCUCGCCCGUGCCAGACGCCACGGCGGGCGGCGGCUCCGAGGCCAAGGCCGUCUACAUCGCGUCGAGUCGAGACUUGGAGAACGAGUUUACGUCUAUGCUGAAGUGUUUUGAGGGCAAGGAAGACGAGCACAACUGGGCGCAGCGGGAACGGGCUGUCUUACGUGUCAGAGGCAUGCUCAAGGGCGAUGUUCACGAACGGUUCACGGAGACCUUCCUGCAAGGGCUGAAAAAUGGUUUCAUCGACGCUUCUUUGAAAACGCUGGUCAGCUUACGUACGACUGUGGCUGCGAAUACAUGCUCUUUGUAUUCGGAGCUCGCGAUUACGCUCGGUGCCGCUAUCGACCCGCUCUGCGAGACGCUGUACAUAAACCUUCUCAAAUUGGCCAGCCUUACGAAGAAAAUCAUCGCGCAGCAGUCACAAGCGACGGUCACGACCAUCAUGAAUCACACUUCCCCGCUCCCCCGGAUUAUCCUGCCUCUUUUGUCCAAUGCUGUUGCGGACAAGUCGGUCCAGACACGAACCUACGCCAUGGGACACAUUAAAACCUACUUGGCAGCGCACGGCCUCCGCGCACGUCAUUCAAUAGAGGCCAUCGGCGGGGUUGAGACGUUCGAAAAGUGUCUCAAGAAGGGCCUCAGCGACCCGAACCCUGCGGUCAAGGAGAUUACACGGCAGUCGUUCUGGGGGUUUGAGGGCGUGUGGCAGGAUCGAGGGCGACCCAUCUUCGAGUCACUCGAUGCGACAUCGCGCAAGCAGCUCGAAAGGGCAUGCCCUGACCCUCAGCUGCUCGCCGGACUUGCCGCAGCCGUGUCUACGCCGCAGGUGAAGAAGUCGAGCGUCGCAGCGGCCAUCGCAGCCAGCCGCGCAAAGGCCAAGGCCAUCGCUACUGCGCCUCCAACGCUAAGGCAUCAGGCCACUUCGGCCGCACGCACGACCUCCCCUCCUGCGAAACGCCCGGCGUCUCCGUCUCUGAGCAGCAGCGGCGGGCCGUCUGGCCCAGGCAGAGCGGCCUCGCCUAUUGGACGCGGUGCUCAGGCCCCGUCUCCGCCGAGAGCCAGAGUGGUUUCGACCGGCACAUUGCCCCGCUCGACCAACUCCGGCUUCGUCCCCAGCAGAGGCCAGGCCCGCGAGCCUGUGGUCCCAUCCUCUCCGUCCUCUCCCACGCCCGACCCAACCUACCGCCGUCGUGUGUCGUCGCCCCUCACCAGCUCGCCCAUCUCCGGCUCGCUCAAUGGCAUCUCGAUCCUCAGGCGCGCCAGCCAGACGGCGCUACCGUCGUCCCCGACGCCGGGGUCGCCUUUCUCGCUUGGCGUGUCGACGCCGCGGACGCAGCCCCUCCAUGCGUACCGUGAGUCGAUCAACAUCGCCGGCCUGCACGGUUCAGCGGACGACUCGCUCCUUCUGGCAUCAAAUAUUCCGAUCCCGGAGGACAGCGACUCGGACAUGGACCUCGACACGUCCGUCAACCCCGUCUCCUUCUCGACGCCGUUCGAAGUGUACCCGCCCGGCGGCGAGGCCACUCCCCAGCAGCCCAAGUCUGCAGCGUCUAUUUCGCCGCGCUCGAGCGGCUCGCGGCAGCCGCUUUCGAAUGCCCUUUCCACAGGCACGAGCUCUCCGCCUGCCGGCAUUCCUCAGCCGAUAGUCGAGGACGCGAUGCGUGCACGUGCAGAGCAGGCCGAGAGUGCUGCAGAGCGUCUCUUGGAGCUGGUCGACCCGGAGGACGAGCAUCCGGAGGCGGGCGUCGCGCCCCUCCUGCUUCGUAGCUCUACCAGCGAGCCAAUCUCGCAGAGGAGCCUAAACGACAGCGCGGGAUCUUCGUUACAGGGCGCAGGGGCCGGCUCGCUCCAGCAUCCACGGACGCCUCCCACCACCACGAACGCGGCCCUCAUGCGGAAGGCGGCACUGUUCCAGGACAGUCCUGCCUACAAGGCGCGCGCGACGACGUCCCCGUUCGACAUGAUCAACGGACAAACGUACGACAAUGUCUGGUGGCGGAAGCGCAUGUCACUCGUGAACGAUGACCCUGGGUACAGAGCCGGGGAGCAUGCCGAUCGUAAAGAGGAGCUUAGAGGAUACAUCGCCGCGUUGGAGCGCGGUCCCGCGGACGUCCUCGUGCUCCAGAAGCUCGCCCUCUUCUGCAGGGAGAACCCAGCGAACGAACCUAUUUCGCCCAUCAGCCCGGACUUUUCCGGAGGACCUCUGAGUCCGUCGCCCUUGUUUGGGAGCUCACACACCCUGCCUGGGCUCAAGACGGACCUGUGGGUACAGGGCAAGGCGUUCGAACGACUCUUUGCCGCCCUAGUCCUGUGUUUGGACCCUACCAGGAGUACUUCCGAACUGGAGUACGGUUUGAUUGUUCUGUGGGAAAUGCUAGAACAUCAAGCACCCCUCUUGGAAGGCCGGGAAGCUGACAUAUUCGCUUUGCUGCUCAAGGUGCGAAGCUGCGGGAAUGCGACGGUCUUGCAGGCCACCACUAAUUUUAGGGACGUGCUCGCGUCCCGCAUCGAGCCGGUCUAUGGCCUGACGACCAUGCACGCCAGUCUGCGUGCGUACCGGAACCCAUCUGCGCCAUCCGCGGCAGACGUGGAGAUUAGCAACGGAACCUAUGCGUUCGGACUGAUUGCGCUGGGCAAGUUCGUCCUGCAGCUUCCGAAAGAAGUGCUCGAAGAUGAACUGCCCCGUCUGAGGAUCACCCUCACGUCGCUUGUCUGGCAGGCUCUGACAGACACGUCGUCCGACUCAUCGUUGGUCGUGAGGGAGGCCGCCGCCGCGUCCAUCAUCGCGGCGCAGCUCGUCCUCCGCGACGAGGCGCACCUGUUCGCGCUGCUCGACCCGCUGCCCGAGGACAAAAAGAACCUGCUGACGUACCUCUUCGACAAACACGGCGUGCGCGGGUCGUCACGCGCCAGAGCGGGGCUCGGGGCGUCUGGGAUGGACAAGCUCGAGAGGGAGAUGCGACGAUUGGAUGGCCGAACGAGCACUCCGCUGCGGCCAACUACCACCACCGCCGCAUCUCCAUUCAUCUAAAUCGAAGCUUUUAAGUUUCUCCUCUAAAACCACAAUUGUCCCCCUUUAUACGAUUGUAAACUGCUUUGUCUUGUCUGGUAACUUAAUCGUAUAUCCCAUCUGCGUCCUUCUGAUGUUCUCACGUCGUAGUGCUAUUCAUCGCUGUCUGCCCCCCGUCUUUGUGUUUUAUUCGAACACCUUUUUUUUGAUAAUUCUGUUCCAUUUAUCAAGUCGGGUCGCCCAUCUCGCAUCUUUGUUCUCCCCCAUCUCCCCCUCUCUCGUUUUGCGCAAUGCGCAGAAAUGACUUCGGAUCCGUGUCCCGUGCCCGUAUCCAUCACCUGCGAUAAGUUACAACUCCCGAUAAUGCAUGCGGCUGGACUGCCUUAUUACGACUACAAGCCUCACAUGGGUAAACCCAGCCGGAGUAAUCCCCACGCCCCGAGGACCCCGGGGCCCCCGUGACAGCUCUUCCUAGAACAGCACAGGUAGGACAGUAUCACUUCAGAGGCUCUGCCGCGCAGGACAUCCGCAACCUAAACGUUAGAUUGGCAUGUUCCUGAUAUUGCGCGGGCUCGCGAACGCUCUCGACCCUGGCAAACAUGAGGCUUCAGCAGCACACCGGGCAAAACAUACAGCGCUGACACAGGGUCCUGGGGAUCUGGGCAACUAUGCAGAGUUCGCACCCCCCGGCGGAACGACGUUCGCGGAGUUGGGUUUUGCGUACAAGGUUCGAACACCCGGUCUAACACGAGCCGAGUCGACCCGACGGCAGAGACUUGACGAGAGAUAUCAUUGCAUGCUAGAUGUGUACGUGGAUGUGGUGUAUUUGGCGCCCUCGCAUACUGUGUCGUGAUAGAUCAGGGCAUCUGGUAUAGCAUGUAGUGCGGGACAAAUCGGCGAGCCGCAAGGCACUGCUAGGUGCAAGAAGUUUGACGAGAGCACUGGAGCGACGUGAGAAAGGAAGAGUCAGAUCCCAGCACGUAGCUCAACAGACAGAUGUGACAAAUACAUAGAUACGGCAGCGAUAUCUGUCCUUGCUCAGCUGGAGUCACUUUGCGUGGGCGCUGCAUUCUUCAAGUCCGUCGUAGUGACGCUUGGCUCGGAAGAAGCAUCCGUAGGAGAGACGAUCCCGCUGAGAGCAGUUACGGUAACUGCACCCUGGGAGGUUGUUGUAGACGCACUUCGUUGAUGAAGACGAUCCUCCCGAGAAGGGCUGGAAGGAGUGAAAAACCCUAGCUGGGCCGCGACAUAGCCUGGUGGCGCCCGCAGGUGGCGGUGGACUUUAGGCUCCUCACGCUCCGGCACUGCACGUGUCGGCCUGAAGCGCACAAUUUCUCGCCAUACGUCACGCGAAAGACGCGUUCGCCUGUUCACAGAACGUAAGUAGAUAUUCUUGCUGCCCCAAAUGCGCCUCCCAAGCCGCUCCUUCACCCGCUGCACGGAGCGACCGAGCGUGUCAACGGCUCUCCGUUCGAGUUCCCCGAUGUAAGCCUUGUCCCGUCGCAGGAUCGCGAGAUGUACGUCGACGUCAAAGAUCUUCUCGCGACGAAGCUUAAUCGCCUCUUCCGCAGGGUCAGGCUCUGGCACAGGUUGGAAUGGGGUUUCUAUCACAGGAUCCUGUGACGAUGGUGACGUUGGGGGCGAGGAGCUGCUCGAAGCUGUUGUCGAAGGGCCAGGGGUAGGCGUGGGCUCUGGCGGCGAUAGUCCUGCUGGAUCGCCUGAAGCUUCCAAUGUUGUACCCGUGUGAGGAGCGGCGUCUCGCCAGCCCUCACGCAGGGCUUCCUCCUCCUCUCUCCACCUCUUCUGGACCUCCGUGUAAUACUCGAGAUCAGCCCGCUUUCUCCGUAGAGCCCUCCGCAUCUUCACUAUAACAAAGCGGAGCAUCUCGAUGUCCCUGUGGCGAUUAGCCUCGCCCAGGAUGGGGAGGAACAUGUACUGUGUUAUGCCGAGAUGCGGGGCAAAUAUUUCGCCCUUGCGUUUUAGCAUGCACUCCCCGCGUAGGUGUCUGUCGACCAGCCGAUCCUGUUCCAUGACCUGUAUAAGAUAGUGGCGAGCGAGCGUCGCGCGUCCGGCGCGAGACAGCCAUUUUAACAUCAGCUGAUAGCUGGUAGUGUUCGGCAACGCGUGUGGAGGGGUGUAAGAUGUGAUGAGAGGGUUGUUAACACCGAAAUCCUCGUCCUCGUCGUCUGCAUAAGCGGAUUCGGAGCUCGUGAUAGCGUUUGUCGGCAGGGGUGUGGUCAGUACCUCGAAUGUUUGUACGAGCUUUGAUAUAUUCUCUAUUCGACCAAGGAAGUCCAGCGCGCUGUUCAAUGCAGCAGUCGAGAAAGGCUGUUGGACUGGGGGGUUUCGGAUGUCAGAAGCUGAACCGUCUGUAGUCGCGUUCUGGUCCCAAUAAUCCAAUGGAGGGCGGUCCGGGUAUGCAAGGUCGAUACCAUAGGCUACGCGUAAAAGCUUCUGGAAAGCUUCAAAGUCCAUAGUCUCCUUCAAAACACGCAAUGUCAAGUCAACAUUAAACGCGGUUAUCGGAACCUGGUUGGCCCACAUCUCGUUCACGAGCUUGAGACAGAUCUGGGUCAUAGCUUGGACCAUCCUCUCUCGCUCUGAGUGGUAUAUGGGUAGUGUGAGCCGGUGAGCCAAAGCCGUGAGACAGAGGCCGUAGGUCUUGUGAGUCUUCUCGAGCUUGAGGUGUGUCAUCUCCUGUAGGACCUGCAGAGCCCCUACAUGAUGCCCUACUGCCGCAAACUGCUCCAGAAUGAAGUGAUAGUCUUCCACAUCUGGCGCGUACCCUGCCUCCCGAAUGUUGCUGAUGAUAGCCUGGUAGCGGAUCUCGUGGAUGUGAGGGACGCGCGAACGCUUCUUGGCCGCGAUCCGUGCGUACAAUUCCUUGCGGGACUCCGCAGGUGAGAGGGUAGACUUGCGCAAGACGAGUUGGUGAGUCUCCAAAGGUACCUGUUCCGGGCCUACUAUGCUGAGCAAGUCGACGUACCGGCCCCAGACCUGCGCAGGCUGAGGUUUAUCCUGGGCCAGAAUGAUGACGAGAUCAUCGUAUCUUCGCUUCUUCAGUUUCUCCAUGGGUUUUCGAGCGGUUGUAGGUGCCUCCACCAGGUCCAGUGACUGGGUCUGCCCGAGGGCAGCCGCGAACCGACAGCGUGAAGACGAGUGCAGAGCCCGAGCCGCUGCUGAGACACAUGGUGGCCGUAGGAGCUUAGUCGCUAGCUUGAGUUGUUGCACGACAUUGCGGGACAUCGAAACACCCGACGGAGACGAGCGACGAGCAGGAGAGAGAAUGCGAGCGUCCGGCUCGGUGUUCACGCCCGCAUUCCAUCCCAAAAUUUGCCACGUGCUAUUUCCCAUAUUAGGAAAGCGUCGGGCCGCCCAUUAUAAGC
This is a messenger RNA of Phanerochaete carnosa HHB-10118-sp, 7934 nucleotides long. RefSeq lists its product as uncharacterized. The record is from RefSeq and is a predicted model, not a curated record. The coding region runs from base 466 to 4569 and encodes 1367 amino acids. The transcript is spliced from 9 exons. Lineage: Eukaryota; Fungi; Basidiomycota; Agaricomycetes; Polyporales; Phanerochaetaceae. Gene Ontology annotation, biological process: mitotic spindle assembly. Gene Ontology annotation, molecular function: microtubule binding. Gene Ontology annotation, cellular component: microtubule organizing center; spindle microtubule; cytoplasmic microtubule.